AUGGCGGCUCUCCAGGGCUCAGGGAUCCCGAGAGUUAAACUGGAAUCAGUCCCCGACCAAGCCAUUAAACCAGAACCCACGGAUGACACGCCUUCGCCUUACGUCGACGAGGAUGAUGAUAUAUACGAGGAUACUGGAGACCUCGACUUUUCUCGGUCGCAGCAACAAUUAUGGCUCAGUCAUAUCCCGCGAUCUCUCUGGGAUACGCUCUCAAAACUUCAAGAUGAUGACGAAAUUGAGAUUGGGACCAUCAGAGUGGAAGGCCCCGAAAACGAUCCGUCACGCGUCAGCCUAAUGCUCAAAUCCAUAUCUCAAUUUGAAAACGAGCCUAAAGAAUACAACCUAUUCCCUCCUUCUGCCGAGAAAUUGAGAAUUCGGAGACCGGGCCAGGUACUCGUCUUCUCAGAGAAGGAUUUGCCCGGCUACAAACCGCGAACAUUUGCCUGGGAUGAGAUCGAUGAAGACGGAAUUCCAGGACAAGGCAGGUCCUUCUUGUACGAAAGAUACAAACGAGAACAGAAGAAAAAGGAAAACAAAGGCCGCUUCACACCGUACACUCGGCGUCCGAUUCCGAAACAGACUGCUAUUGCCGGAACGGUGGCAAAGGAGUUUGAAGCCGUCCCGGUCAAGAACGAUGAGUAUUUUGUGCUGGAGAACAAGCAGGUAACUGAGAUGCUCAAGUUACCGGAACGAGAACAAGCUAUUUUCGCAACCGGUGAUCAAGAUCCCUCAAGAAAGCAUAUGCCAUUCAUGAGCAUGAGUGAUAAGGCGAAUGUUCUCAAGAAUGCUCAGGCCCGGCGGCAAGCCCAAAAAGAAACUCGUGCCGCGCGUGUCGAAAAACACGUCCUUAUCGAUAAGCUCAUGGAUCUAUUCCGGCAACACCGUAUAUGGGGAUUGCGUGAUCUCAAGGCCAAAGUCAACCAACCUGAAGCAUACCUACGGCAAACACUGGACGAGAUCGCCUUUAUGUGGAAGGCAGGCGAUUUCAAUGGCAAGUGGGAGCUUAAGGACGAGUACAAGAAUGAUGCUAUGCUGCUGAAUCCGUCCGGCGUUGUAGCGCCAAAGGUGGAGGACUCGGAUAUGGACAAGUCUGGCAUGGAUGAUGACGACGAUGAUGUUUUCGAGGACGUCGAGGCAUAA
Rhinocladiella mackenziei CBS 650.93 is the source of this 1140-nucleotide messenger RNA. RefSeq lists its product as uncharacterized. Gene Ontology annotation, biological process: transcription initiation at RNA polymerase II promoter; transcription by RNA polymerase II. Gene Ontology annotation, cellular component: transcription factor TFIIF complex. The transcript has 3 exons. The record is from RefSeq and is a predicted model, not a curated record. The coding region runs from base 1 to 1140 and encodes 379 amino acids. Lineage: Eukaryota; Fungi; Ascomycota; Eurotiomycetes; Chaetothyriales; Herpotrichiellaceae.